CCUUGAACCCGUAUACAUGUCGGACGCUUCCUUUUGCGAAAAACGCGUCGCGUCCGAAGGCGACUGAGUGACGCGUGUGUCAUGCCUAUUCCGUCCUUUCUGAGAAGCUGUCGAGAUCGAGAGUAGUACUGUUCUGGAUCUAGAUUUAGAUGGAAGAGGUUGGCACCAAUCGCUAACAUAUGCAGAUGAAGAAGGGUUUCUCAUCGAUUGAGUCGCUUCAUCGUCAUCGUAAUUGGCAUCGCUGCACCAUCUUGCUGAUCAACUGGAAACGCCGAGAGCUGUCCGACGAAUGAUGAGUAGCAACGAUUGGUCCACCCUAUGCAUUGGUCGGCAUCCGGCUCACGACGACGAUCAUAAGCAACGGUCGAGCCAAACGCGUGUGGAUGAGGCUUGGGAUACACCUGCCAGGUCAUCGAAUGUCGCACCAUUACGAAGCAGCAUACCGCGAGCAGACGAGGAACAGCUAGCCCCGAAAUCACACUUCUCGGCGGAUAGACAUUUCGCUCGAACCGCCGCCCUCGCAGCCGAGCCCGAGAUCAUUGCGCCGGUACCUGAUUAUGGGAGUAUUUUCCCUCAGUUUAGUCGCGAUGACGAUGCUCCGACAGGGUCAUCGCGGGCGUUGAAUCAGUAUCUGAGGAAUGGGCAAUCGGAUCGGUCGGCCUGGAACGCGACCGAGUCGUUGGCGUUGGAGAAUAUGGUGAUGGAGAACACUAACGAUGUUAUGGUGGAAGCCCGAGCACUCCUGGAGCACUGGGUCACCAGCGCUGCAAGUGUCGAUAGUCGCCUCAGCGUAAACGCGGAUGCAUCUGCAAGCAUCCGAGGGAAGAUCACUUACGGGGGCGAUGGAGGAGUGACGUACGAUGACGCUGCUGCCCGGGCAGCCAACCUGGAACAGCAGCUGUGUGCGGCGACGGAAGGGAGACAGGUUAGAGCUAUUGUGCAGGAGGCUGUGAGAGAUGGCUGCGUCAAGUCAAUAGGGGUUUCGCCACAAUCACACAAGCAUCCGGACGACCCACGUGCGGCAUUGCAAGAAAGGCAGGACCUGGUCCGUGAGCGUCGCGAGAAGCAAAGACAGCAGAAAGUAUUGGAGGUGGAGAGGAAGCUGGCGGACAAGCAGUCCAAAAUGCUGCAUCGGAUGCAAACGAAAGGCAUUGAGAGGUUGCGAAACAAAGAUAUCGCCCCAAUACCGCCGGCACCGAAAGAAAAAUGCGAGCGAUGGAAAAUGGAGAUCGCCGUCCGAGCCGCGCGGGUCGCGCUCGAAGAGACGCUGGGUGAGAAGCUCCGACCAAAGUCACGGGCACGUAGGAGAGACGAAGAAGGAAUGGAGAAGAUGAGUCUUGCCCUUGUAGACGAUCUUCUUGCUAAUGAUGAUGCGGCGACAAGAGCACCUAAUGCAUCCACGGCAAAUACAUCGCGCACUCAUCCCGCAAGAAGCCGGAAAGAAAACGGCGACCACACCCUCAUUCACCAGAAACACUCGGCGCACAAUAUACCAAACGAGGUAGAAAACAGUGAAGAGAAGAAGCGACAGGAGAUGAAACAGAAACGACUGGAAUAUGGUCGAUGGCGUGCGGAUGAGCUGUACUCACUGAAAAGGCUUAAAAUGCUGAAGACGUUCUUGGCCGCCUGGUGUCAGCUGGUGGUUGACCAUCAACGCUCAUUCCAGCAAUGUCAGAUCGUUCGUCGCUGGCGUCUUCUGAACGGAAUGUGGCAGGCUUGGAAAGCAGCUCGUCGCGCUCGGGUUCACAAACGAGCAGCCGAGGAGUUUGCCCGUCAACUCAAGCAUGCGCAAGAGACGGCAACGAUGGCGGCCAAUUUCCACGCUAGCAGGCAGAAGUCUAAAGCGUUUCUGGCAUGGGCUGCUUGGGCGAGGAUGGAGAAAGAAGCCCGAACCCUCCGCCGCCAACACGAAGAACGCGCGAAACAGAUGAAAGAGCUGCUGCUCAAAGUCGAGAAGAGACGGAAGCUCGAGGCUGAGGUCGAACAGAAGCGAGUUGAGACCGUGGUCGCGGAUCUUAAAAGUAUGGCGGAGGGUGCUGGUCGCAAUGAAGCGAGGGUGGUGGCGGACGGUGCAGCUGAGAUGGGCACGCCCGUUGUUGAUGAGGCAGUCCAGACGGAAGCUGCCCUGAAUUCGGCUUCCGAUCGGCCAGUCGAAGAUGAUGCGGCUAGCAUCACCGAGACCGGACACGCGCACACCGUAGCCAAACCUCGCCCUAUCGCAAAACCAGCUCUGAAGCCUCGCCUGCCUAUCCGAAGCGUGAAGGAUCAGCAGAUGAUAGAUGCAAUGGAAGCCCGCCACGCCACCCGCCGCCUCAAACGCGAACAACUCGCCCUCGCCCGCGAAGCCCACGCCGCCGAACAGGCCGCCGCCCGCGCCGCCGCCGAAGCCGAAACCCUGCGCCAAGCCGAAGCCGAGAAAGAGCGUGCCCGCGCUGAACGCAAAGCACUCGAGGAAGCCGCGGCGGCCCGCAAAGCGCAGAUCGAGGCUGUUAAUGAUAUGAUUAGGCGGUUUAGGGAGCGGUGGUGUGUUAGGGGGGUUUGGAGGGCGUGGGUGGGGUUGAGAGAGGAGGGGGUGAGAUGUGCGGAUGGAAUGUGGCAGAAGAGAUGGGUUAAGAGGUGGAGGGAACGGUGGGAGGCGAGAGUGAAGGAGAGGUGGGAGAGGGCUUGUAAGCUGCAUAGAGGGAGGUGUGUCGCGGAUAUGUGGAGGCGGUGGAAGAUGACGCGUUCGGCACGCAUGGAAAGCACGCAAUUGGCCAUCAAGCAAAGUCUGGUAUCCGCCGAGCAACGAGGGUUCCAGCGCUGGCGGGAUGCGUUCCACAUCGCGCGCAAGCGGCGAAUCGCGGCCGAGCAAGCGGCGUACGCGAAGGCGGAUAACAUGGCUCAGCGCCUCGUCCCAAAACGCUACAUGCGCAUGUGGCGAGCGUACGUCGCAGGCGAGAAGGAACAGAAAUGGCGAGAAUAUCGGAAGGAAGUCCUGCGGAGCCGUGUGAAGGAAAUCCUGGCACAUUCACGGUUCGAGGCAACGCUAGAGACGGAGACGAUCGCGGCCCAGGAUCCGCAUGAGGGAGAUUUACGCUUUUUGGCAUCUUGACGAUGUGAGCCACGUAGCACAUCAGCUCUGCUUAGCUUGCAAGUACUCCCCAAUGGAAUCCCGCCACCAUCUAAUGCGCCGCAGAUCGUUGCAGUAACUUGCACCAAAUUUGACUAUUCUCUAUCGCGCAAGUGGACCGGACUGCUAUCCGUGGUAGCAUUGAUAUGUUUCAAUAAUACUAGCCUACAUACACGAAAGAGUGGGGUACUCGGCCAUGAGCUACAUAACACUGGAAUGACGCAUAGGAGUCCCUAGCCAACAACCUGUCUACUGCCCUCCUGAUAUGUCUUCUGACUGAAGAGCAAAUGGUUCGGACUCUUCAGUGGUUGGUGUAGCACGCAGGACUUCGAUGGAGGGGAUGACGGUCUUGUCGGCUUGGAGGGCGGGUGGAGGAGGUUGUUUGGCCAACUCGUGCAGAAACC
Molecule: messenger RNA, 3513 nt
Organism: Fimicolochytrium jonesii
Lineage: Eukaryota; Fungi; Chytridiomycota; Chytridiomycetes; Spizellomycetales; Powellomycetaceae
Exons: 16
Coding region: 290-3091 (933 amino acids)
Source: RefSeq, a predicted model, not a curated record